Westerdykella ornata is the source of this 2746-nucleotide messenger RNA. RefSeq lists its product as uncharacterized. The transcript has 2 exons. Gene Ontology annotation, cellular component: post-mRNA release spliceosomal complex. NCBI's taxonomy places the organism in Eukaryota, Fungi, Ascomycota, Dothideomycetes, Pleosporales, Sporormiaceae. Bases 83 to 2470 code for a protein of 795 amino acids. Gene Ontology annotation, biological process: mRNA splicing, via spliceosome. The record is from RefSeq and is a predicted model, not a curated record.
CAUCGUUUACGCAGCUAAGUGAAGCUUCACUCACCACAGAAUUGUGAAUUCUUUUCGUAAAUAAUUGGCCCCUGGAGUAGACAUGGGUCUCGAGGAUUUUGAGAGGGAGCUCGCAGCCAACAAGGCGAAGGAGGCCAAAGAGGCGGAGAGGAAAGAGAGGAAGAAGCGGGAGAGGAGUCGAAGUCGCGAGAGGGAGCAUCGGCAUCGACACCGACAUGGGGAUCGGGAUCGCGAGCAUCGGGAUAGGGAUAGGGAUAGGGAUAGGGGAAAAGACAGAGAGAAAGACAGAGAAAGGGAACGAGAUAGGGAGCAUCGAUCCUCGCGGCAUCACAGGGAAAGGGACGACGAAGGCCGCGACGACGGACACUCGCAUAAGCGAUCGCGUUCGCACCGCGAGACGUCGGAGGAACGCGCGCGCCGCAAAAGACGGGAGCGCGAGCACGAGCGGGAGCACGAAGACGACGACGACAAACGCCGCUGGAACCACCAUAGGCGGAGUCGAUCGCCGUCCAGCGAUGCUCAAGAGCGAUUAAGCAGGAAGCACCGGCCUCGACGCGGCAGUGCAGAAGUCGAAGAAGGCGAAGGCGACGACGACGUCAACGAGACACCUACCGGCGACGAGGAGCUUCCAGACCGCGACUUCGUGCCCCCGGAUGACGAUUUCCUCGACCAUCAGCUCCAGGAGGCGGCGGACGCGAAUCUGCAGCGCGAUGCGUGGAUGCAGGCGCCGUCGUCGCUGGACGUGGAUUAUGUGCGGCGCAGGAAGAAGGAGGAUAAGAGUACGUAUGUGCCUGCGUCUGCGGAUGCGGAGACGGCGCAUAGGCUUAGGAUUCAUGAGGCGGAGUUGAAUCGGCAUUUGGCGGAUCUCAAGGAGGAUAAUGAGGAAGGGGAAGAACAACGGGAACAGAGUAAACCGGAAGAGGCUUCGCAGAGAGAUGUCGAUUAUACGUUUGGGGAUUCUGGGUCUGCGUGGCGAAUGAUGAAAUUGAAGGGGAUUUAUCGGACGGCGAAGGAGACGGGAAGGACGGUCGAGGAGGUGGCAUUGGAGAAGUAUGGGAAUUUGAGGGAUUUUGAUGAUGCGAGGGAGGAGGAGAUUGAGUUGGAGAGGCGGCAGUUGUAUGGGAGGGAGUAUGUGGGGAAGGAGAAGCCAUCUGGCGAGUUGUAUGAGGAGAGGAGAUUGAAUGCGGGGAUUCGAAGGCCCUCCAGGGGACAGCAUGAGGAGGUUGAGUUGCCGCAAGGGGAGGUUGUGGAGAGUGCGGAACCGACGACUUCGACGAGAAUAUUGAGUCAGACCGAGUUGAAUAAGUUGAAGGCGCAGAUGAUGAAGGCGAAGAUGAAGAAGGCUUCCAACGCCGAACAGCUCGAGGCGGAGUAUAAUGCUGCUGCGGCGGCUGCGGCGGGUCGAAAGGAGUCGGAUGUCGUCGUUCUGGGUGCCAUGGAUAACCGCGCGCUGGCUGGUGGACGCAAAGGCGAGGUUGUAGCUCUUACCAACAAGCGUGGCAGAGAGCGCGGGUUGGUCAAGGAAAAUGAAGACAUGUCUAUCGAGGACAUGGUACGUCAGGAGAGACGGACAAAGGGGCAACCUGGAGGUGAAGGGCUUCUGUUGGCUGAGAAGAUUGCCAAAGACGCCAAAUUUGAGGAUGACCUCGACUACAUGGACGAUAACGCAGAGAAAAUCGCAGCUCGGGCACCAAAAUCCACCAUCAACGUCCGCAACGCCGCCAUCCAAGACUACCAGCGCACCAACCGCAUCCUGGAAUCCUGCCCCCUCUGCCACCACGAAGACAAGUCCCCGCCCCAACCACCCAUCGCCCCCAUCGUCUCCCUCGCGACCCGCGUCUACCUCACUCUCCCCACCGAACCCGAGAUCAGCGACGGCGGCGCCGUCAUCGUCCCCAUCCAGCACCACACCAACCUCCUCGAAUGCGACGACGACGAGUGGGACGAGAUCCGCAACUUCAUGAAGUGUCUGACGCGCAUGUACCACGACCAAGGGCGGGACGUCGUCUUCUACGAGAACGCAGCGGCGCCUCACCGCAAACUGCACGCCGCCAUGCAGGUCGUUCCCAUCCCGUUCUCCCUGGGCGAAACAGCGCCCGCCUUCUUUCGCGAAGCAAUCCUCGCGUCGGAUGAGGAGUGGACGCAGCACAAGCCGCUCAUUGACACGCUCAAGGCUGCGAGGAAUGGGUUGGGGAAAUCGGCGUUUCGGAAGAGCUUGGCAAAGGAGAUGCCGUACUUUCAUGUGUGGUUCGAGUUGGAUGGGGGGCUGGGGCAUGUUGUCGAGGAUGAGCGGAGGUGGCCGAGGGGGGACCUCUUUGCGAGAGAGGUGCUGGGCGGCAUGUUGGAUGUGGAUGUUGAGGUGGUGAAGAGGCAGGGGAAAUGGGGCAAGGGGGACCAGAGGAGGGUGGAGAGGUGGAGGAAGGGGUGGAGGAAGUUUGAUUGGACGAGGGUUUUGACGGAGGGACAGUGAGGGUCGCGGGAGAGGGAGUUAUAUGUGUGCAUGGGACGGUUACUGGUAUUUUGAGCCAUUGUUUUAAGUGGGAAACACGAGGUUUUGAGUGUUCAUGGACUGGACACUCAGGUAAAGUAGGGAUUUCCCAAGGUUUUUGCACCGCUUCUCUCAGUCUGCAUUUCACCUAUCCACCAAGCGAAUACAUAUGCAUUUUCGACGUUCAAUCUCGGAUCAACUACCUAGGUAUUUUCCUCUCUUUCGGCACCAAUUGCCCUCAAACAGUGUGAUCGCCAG